Molecule: messenger RNA, 1264 nt
Organism: Triticum aestivum (bread wheat)
Lineage: Eukaryota; Viridiplantae; Streptophyta; Magnoliopsida; Poales; Poaceae
Exons: 3
Coding region: 560-1135 (191 amino acids)
Source: RefSeq, a predicted model, not a curated record
CCCGUCCCCCUCCCUCCCUCCUCCCGCCCCGGCGCGAGACGGCUCCUCGUGGAUGCGAUGCGGUGCGACUCCGUCUCGUCUGGUCCGUCCCGCGCGUCUUGGGCUAGGGUUCCGGGCGCGAUCCGCACUUGAUGAUUCUUGCCAUAGGAUUUACUGCUAGUAGUAAUGAAUGAAUUGAUGAAUGAGUCUUGCUGACUGUGAAGCGCUUGCUCGCUCCUGUUGCUUUCAGUGACGACUGAUGACUAUCUGCUCUAGGAUUUACUACUCCUAGUACUGACCGACUGGUUGAAUGAAUGAACGAGUCUUGCUUGGUGUGAACUGGAACUAGCAGCUCCGAGGAGGGGGGCUGCCAUGGGCCAUGGCCAUGUUGCUGUUGCUGCUAGUGCCAAACCGAAUCUGGUUCUUGCGAGGGUCUCCCAGCCGAUUUUUUAACCAGAAAAGAUGGAGGCCGCCUUUGCUUUUCGCACUUUGGUGGCCCUAGGAAUUGUAUCCCCUCCCUAAAACCCUCUCCAAAGGCUUUUUUGUGCUCUGCUCUUGGUGCUCAGUGGCCUGAAAGCAGAUGACACUUUCUCUGCCCCUGCCUAAAUAUAUAUAUGCUCUUGCUAACCACAGUGCAAUGUACCACUGCCUUUUGGGGUGGAAUUUAUUCAGUCAUGUAAAACCUUUUGGGCAUCAUUAUUGCAAUUUGUACCGUUUUGCAAUUAUUCGAAGCAUGUACAUGGGAUUUUGUUGGUCAUCCGAUCAUUUCGUCAAGUGUUGUUCUCUGUGGAGUUGUGCCUCCGGUGCGCUCUUCGGGCUGCUCGGAGCCAUGCUGUCAGAGCUCUUCAUCAACUGGGCCAUCUACACCAACAAGGUGGGUGCAUCUCCUGCCACUGCCCUCUCUUUAAGGACACAGCCACUCCAAGCGGAGGGGUUAGCUCAAGCGAUAGCUAACAUGGAAAGUGCUAUGGAACAAGAGGUACCAGAAGGUGAAGAACCAAAGAGUGGUGUUGCUGUUGUUGCUGACCUUUUCUCACUAAAGAAUGGCCCUCCAGCAGAUUCCCUCACUGGCUGUGUUGUUUUGAUUGGUGCCAUCUUAUGUUACUGGUUACUAGUGCACAAUAUGGACAUGUGCCAUCUUAUGAACAUGGGGUAAUAAUACUAAGCUACUGGUUGUGUUAUAUUGGUUGGUGCAUCUUAUGAACCUAUGGCGUAAUGAUACUGCUGGGCCUAACUUAUUGAAAUCCUGGAGAAUUAUAUUAUUAUUAUCAUCAUUAUAUUCUCA